AUGACCUAUGCGAGAACAUGUGGCUUCUCUGUGAGGCAAGGCACACUAAAGCGAGGCCGUGAUGGCAAGGUUACAACACGUUAUUUGUUAUGCAACCGAGAAGGCGUAAAAGGUGGCGGUAGAAGCACCCCAAAACCAGUAGAGGGUGGCAGUGGUGGUCCGAGCACUCAACGUAGGAGACGAGUAUCUAACAGGGUUAAUUGCAACGCUCGAAUUUGCAUCACAAAAGACAAAGGUGCGGGCUUCAUUGUCAGUAUUUUUGUUCCCGAACACACCCACCGCAUGUGCUCCGAGCCUUCGAAACUGUUUAUGCGAAUCAACAGAAAACUGGACGUGGCCCAGCAAGCGUUCCUUACGAAUUGUAUUAAAGUUAACGUGGGUGGGUCUAAAGGCUUCCGAUUAUACAAGGAAUCAGUGGGGUCGUUCGCCAACGUUGGUGCAACAGAAACGGAGUUCCAUAAUUUCAAACGGGACCUCCAGUCAUACGUUGCCGAUAAGGACGGAGAGAUGAUCAUUGCAAUGUUUAACCAAAAACAUGACGUCUUGCACGUUGGUGACAUGUACAGUUUGGUGUUCAUACCUUUUACCGGAGUAGACCAUCACAAACGGUGCAUUACGUUUGCUGGUGGGUUGGUAACUCGAGAAGACACUGACUCAUACGUGUGGGUCCUGGAGAGAUUUAAAACAGCAAUGGGAAAGAGCCCCUUGUGCGUCGUAACUGAUGAAGAUCCGGCUAUGAAGAGUGCUAUUGCACGAGUACUGCCAGAGUGCCGUCAUCGUUACUGCAUGUGGCAUAUCAUGACCAAAGUGAGUGAGAAGUCAGGGGCUGAACUAUCAAAAGAUCAGAAUUUCCGUAACCAGCUUAACAACAUUGUGUGGAAUGAGACCAUUAGCAUUGAUGAUUUUGAAACGCAAUGGCAGUCAUUAAUGGAGAAGUACAACUUAACGGGGCACCGAUGGUUUACUAAAUUAUACACAGACCGGAGGUUUUGGAUUCCUUCAUAUUUUUUAGAUUUACCCAUGAGCGGUGUUCUACGUACCACCUCGCGUUCAGAAGCGGAGAACAGUGCGUACGGUAAAAACACACGCCCACAUUGUAGUCUGGUCGAGUUCUACGUGCAAUUUGAGAGCGUCCUAGAAACUCAACGGCACAGACAAAGUAAAUUAAAUGCUGAGAGUGAAGGGUCCUUGCCUGAUUUCAAAACUCCUUUAGCAUUGGAGCGACACAUGGCGCAGGUAUUUACCUUAACAGUGUUUUAUGAGCUCCAGGUAGAGAUCGAAGCUGCAUGUUUUUAUUGCAGUGUUGUGGGGAUCCAUGCAUAUGGUGAGUGCAUCCGUUACGACAUUAGAGGGGAGUACAACGUUGUCCAUACUGUUGAAUAUACCCCGUCUUUGACUAUUGCGACAUGUAGCUGCAAGUUGUUUGAAAGAUUGGGGUUUGUUUGCCGGCAUAUGUUUCUUGUGUUCAAAGAUGCCGAAAUGGUGAGCUUGCCAUCGCGGUACAUCGCAGCACGAUGGUGUAAGCAAGAAGGACUAGCUAGCUGGUGUGCUCGAUGUUCUGACUGCCCUCCUUUAGAAACUGUGCCUAGUCAGUUGUGGACUGAGAUACACAAUUGUGCCGUGAUAGUUGGAAGCAAUAAAGUGCGCCAAACGCGAAUGCUACAGGUAAUAAAAGAAUUAAGAGACGAGUUUCUGGGCGACGGUAUGGACGUUGACCCCUCAAAAGUAAACGGUGUUGCCAUUGCAGCUUUGUGCGGUGUGGAGCCGCCGACGUCCAUAAUUAUCAAACCGCCAGCUCAAGCAAAAAACAAAGGGACCGGCAAGCGAAUUAAAAGACAACGCGAGUUAGCUAUUGAGAGGAGUGGCAAGGCUAGCAGAAAGUGCGGGGUGUGCGGCGAGUAUGCACAUCAUAAUGCCCGCAGCUGUCCGUUGAAGUGA
Ipomoea nil (Japanese morning glory) is the source of this 1938-nucleotide messenger RNA. Its product is annotated as protein FAR1-RELATED SEQUENCE 5-like. Gene Ontology annotation, biological process: regulation of DNA-templated transcription. The transcript has 3 exons. Gene Ontology annotation, molecular function: zinc ion binding. Lineage: Eukaryota; Viridiplantae; Streptophyta; Magnoliopsida; Solanales; Convolvulaceae. The coding region runs from base 1 to 1938 and encodes 645 amino acids. The record is from RefSeq and is a predicted model, not a curated record.